GCACACUCCAUCUCGAUGCACGAGAAAAGCCUAUAUAAGAGGAGGUGAACUCUCCCCUCCCUCGCCCGCAACCCACAAACCUAGGUCGUUGAUUGAGUCAAACUACGGCACUCUAAUCCUAGUCCCAUCACCAUGGUAAAGAUCGUUUAUGGAGGAGCCGCCUUCUGGGGAACCAGCGCCUUCAACGGCCCCGACUCUAUCACCACCGUCGCUGAAGUCGUAGAGGUCCUGGACGCUCUUGAAGAGUUGGGAGUCAAGAACAUCGAUACUGCGGAAAUAUACGGAAAAAGUGAGGAGCUUCUCGGCGAGGCCGGCGCCGCCAAACGGUUCGUGAUCGAUACCAAAAUCGGCGCGGGAUUCAAGCCUGAGCCCGCCACCAAGGAUGGCGUAAUCCAGGCGGGGAAGGAGAGCUUGAAGAAGCUGAAGACUGAGCAGGUUGAUAUCUACUACAUUCACGCCCCCGAGCGCCGCGUUCCCCUUGAGGAAACCCUCGCCGGCAUCGACACCCUUCACAAAGCCGACGUUUUCAAGCGUUUCGGCCUCUCCAACUUCCUCCCCUCCGAAGUCGAAGAUGUUGUUCGCAUCGCAAAAGAGCACAACUUUGUCGCCCCAACAGUCUACCAAGGGAGCUACUCUGCUAUCGCGCGAAGACAAGAAAGCGAACUCUUCCCUAUCCUCCGCAAACAUAACAUCGCCUUUUACGCAUAUUCCCCCGUCUCCGGCGGAUUCCUCACCAAAUCCCCGCAGCAGAUCCUGGAGGCAAGCACAGGAAGAUGGGACCCAACCUCCGGUGUGGGAAAGCAGUACCAUGCACUCUACAACAAGCCCAGCCUGAUCAAAGCUUUACAAAUCUGGGACGAGCUUUCCAACUCCACCGGCAUCCCCAAAGCGGAGCUCGCGUACCGCUGGGUGGCUCACAACUCGGCCUUGAGGGAGGAUAAGGGCGACGCGAUUAUCGUCGGAGCGAGCAAGCUGACCCAGUUGAGGGAGACAGUGGCGGCGCUGAAGAAGGGUCCGUUGAGCAAGGAGGUCGUGGAGAAGGUGGAUGAGAUUUGGGCGCUGGCCGAGAAGGAAAGUCCGUUGGACAAUUUCAACAAGUGAAGGGGUUUCUUUGGUUCUUUCCUUUCGCUCCAUCCGUGUGACCUAAUACUCAUGUCUGCACAUGCUACUGAUGUAAAUACAUGCCUUUAACAUACAUAGUUUUGAUUCAUCAUUAUGAUGGUGUUGGUGCACGCUGGAAUGGUUGUUGAAAA
This is a messenger RNA of Fimicolochytrium jonesii, 1253 nucleotides long. Its product is annotated as NADP-dependent oxidoreductase domain-containing protein. Gene Ontology annotation, cellular component: cytosol. The coding region runs from base 133 to 1101 and encodes 322 amino acids. The record is from RefSeq and is a predicted model, not a curated record. NCBI's taxonomy places the organism in Eukaryota, Fungi, Chytridiomycota, Chytridiomycetes, Spizellomycetales, Powellomycetaceae. The transcript is spliced from 2 exons. Gene Ontology annotation, molecular function: oxidoreductase activity.